CUCCGCGCGCCCAGCCGGUGCCCGCGCGCCCAGCCCUGGCGCAGGUCUCAAUGCCCUGACUGCUCUUGGAGUCAAAGUAUGAGAAGAUUCCCAGGAUGUAAGGGAUUCGCAACUGAAUGAUGCUGCCCUUGGAGCAGUUACAGUUGUCUGUGCUGAAAUCAUUCUGAAAACUCCAACGCAGGACUUCAGCAUUCGCGGGAAGCCAAAGCCUUUGGACGGGGAAUAAAGCCAAAAGUCUUUUAUUCCAGAAAUUUCACUGCCUCUUCCCUUUCGCCUCCCUGCCCCUCAUCAUAAGCCAUUGCACCCAGACACGCAGCAUGGCGAGCAAGAGAAAAUCUACAACCCCAUGCAUGGUUCGGACAUCACAAGUAGUUGAACAAGAUGUAGCCGAGGAAGGAGAUAGGGCCAAAGAGAAAGGAAUCAGUGUGCCAGCGCCUGACACAGCGAAGGACAGUUGGGCAGGGGAACCGGAAAACUCUUCCAAAGAAAAUGAAGUGAUCGAGGUGAAAUCUACAGGGGAAACCCAAUCCAAAAAACUCCAAGGUGGUUAUGAAUGCAAAUACUGCCCUUACUCCACGCAAAACCUGAACGAGUUCACAGAACACGUUGACAUGCAGCACCCCAACGUGAUCCUCAACCCCCUCUACGUUUGUGCCGAAUGUAACUUCACAACCAAAAAGUACGACUCCUUGUCUGACCACAACUCCAAGUUCCACCCCGGGGAGACCAGCUUCAAGCUGAAGUUAAUCAAGCGCAAUAAUCAGACUGUCUUAGAGCAAUCGAUCGAAGCCACCAACCACAAUGUGUCUGUCACCCCCAGCGGCCCUGGAAGUGGUGAUGGUGAUCCUGGGAUCUCGGUGAGCAAAACCCCCAUCAUGAAGCCAGGGAAACCGAAAUCAGAUGCCAAGAAGGUGCCCAAGAAGCCCGAGGAGGCCACCCCCGAGAACCAUGUGGACGGGACUGCCCGCCUGGUGACAGACGCGGCUGAGAUCCUCUCCAGACUCGCGGGCGUAGAGCUCCUCCAGGACACACUGGGGCAUGUCAUGCCUUCUGUGCAGCUCCCACCAAAUAUCAACCUUGUCCCCAAGGUCCCCGUCCCUCUGAAUACUACCAAAUACAACUCUGCCCUGGACACAAAUGCCACCAUGAUCAACUCCUUCAACAAAUUUCCUUACCCCACCCAGGCUGAGCUGUCCUGGCUGACCGCAGCUUCCAAACACCCCGAAGAGCACAUCAGAAUCUGGUUUGCCACCCAGCGCUUAAAGCACGGCAUCAGCUGGUCCCCGGAGGAGGUGGAGGAGGCCCGGAAAAAGAUGUUCAAUGGCACUAUCCAGUCAGUCCCCCCGACGAUCACUGUGCUGCCCGCCCAGUUGGCCCCCACCAAGAUGUCACAGCCCGUCCUCCAGACAGCUCUGCCAUGCCAGAUCCUCGGCCAGACCAGCCUGGUGCUGACUCAGGUGACGAGCGGGUCAACCACCGUCUCUUGCUCCCCCAUCACGCUCGCCGUGGCUGGAAUGACCAACCAUGGCCAGAAGAGACCUUCAGGGACCCCUCAAGUGGCCCCUCCGGAGCCCAAGCGUCCACAUGUUGCACAGGUGCCAGAGGCCCCACCCAAGGUGGUUAACCCCCCCCUGCCCCCCAUCAGUGACCGCAAAAAGACAAAGGAGCAAAUAGCACAUCUCAAGGCGAGUUUUCUCCAGAGCCAGUUCCCUGACGACGCGGAGGUCUACCGGCUCAUUGAGGUGACGGGCCUGGCCAGGAGCGAAAUCAAGAAGUGGUUCAGUGAUCACCGGUAUCGCUGUCAGCGGGGCAUCGUGCACAUCACCAGCGAAUCCCUUGCCAAAGACCAGCUGGCCAUUGCCAAAGACCAGCACAGCCGCACAUACCACAUGUACCCAGACUUUGCCCCACAGAAGUUCAAAGGGAAAACACAGGGUCAGGUUAAAAUCCUGGAAGACAGCUUUUUGAAAAGCUCUUUUCCAACCCAGGCAGAACUGGAUCGGCUAAGGUUGGAAACCAAGCUGAGCCGGAGAGAGAUUGACUCCUGGUUCUCAGAGAGGAGGAAGCUUCGGGAUAGCAUGGAACAAGCUGUCUUGGAUUCCAUGGGAUCUGGCAAAAAGGGUCAAGAUCUGGUGGCCCCCAAUGGUGCUCUGUCUCGCCUGGACCAGCUGUCCAGCGCCCAGUUAGCCAGCUCUCUGCCCAGCCCUUCACCAGCAAUCACAAAAAGUCAAGAACAGGUUCACCUGCUGAGAAGCACAUUUGCCAGAACACAGUGGCCCACGCCCCAGGAGUAUGACCAGUUAGCAGCCAAGACUGGCCUGGUUCGAACUGAAAUUGUGCGUUGGUUCAAGGAGAACAGAUGCCUGCUAAAAACUGGAACCUUAAAAUGGAUGGAGCAGUACCAGCAGCAGCUCGUGGCAGAGGAUCACGGCUACGAUGCCCCCUCAAGGAAAGUGGCGAAAGCCGUGGUCACUGAGAGCCCAAAGAACGGGAAUGAUGUGGGUCAGCAAUAUUUCAAGGACCCCAAAAAGCUCGGUGAAAUGGACUCGGAGAAGUUGGUACCCAGGGCGAAAAGCAGCAACGAGCCAGCCCAGGAUAGCGUGCCCCCAAAGCCCUCGGAGGCCACCUCGGACAGGUCAGAGGGCAACAGCCGGGACGGCCAGGGCAGUGAGGAGAACGAGGAGUCGGGCGUGGUGGACUGGGUGGAGGUGACGGUCGGCGAGGAAGAUGCCGUCUCGGACAGGUCGGACAGCUGGAGUCAGACGGCAGCGGAAGGCACGGCGGACCUGGCCGACUCAGACUCCGACGGCGCCCCCACGGAGGCGGGCCAGGCCUAGACAGGGGCGUCCUCAGAACUGCUGUGCUGAUAAAGGGAGCACUCUGUCUUCGAAGAAAGAACAUCCCUCGCCACGGGCCACUGGGCCAGAGCCCUCCAGUGGAACCACUUAGCGCCUGUGCCUGCAGGGUGGGGACCCAGAGGACCGCGGGUAUCGGUCACAGUGCCAAAGUCCUACUACUGCAUUUUCAGUGGGUCCUUGUGAAUAGUUUGCUCCUCUGCUCAGGCCCCACCUCUUGCUCUACUGGAACCGAUUUGUACCAUGUGGGAAUUUUGUUACCUUUUUACGAGGGCACCUUCCUGCCCCAGCAUUACCACUGCAAGGGUUCCCCGGAGGGAGGGCUGACCACAUGUGCUUUUCUCUUUUCUCCUUUUUCUUUUUUCUUUUGAUUAAUUUGGGGGCGGGGGUGUUAGCAUUAGUGCCAUUAUAGCUACUGGAUCUGAGGUAGGGAGAGUUCGUGUUUAAAGGAGUCUGAAACGUGGGCAGUUUCUCCCUGGGGAGGGCUCCGGCUGGGGCAUCUGUCACGACUGGAAGAGGGUUUACACGUGACAGAUCUUCCAAAUCAAAUCCACUUCCGGUUCUUCCCUCAGCCGCCUGCGGGGGGGACCCCCAUUGUAGCCUGGAAAGGGGGAAGUCUUUUUUUUUUUUUUUAACUGGGCCUCUUGGGCAGGACCCUGGGCCCGGCCAGCCAGGGAGAACCAGUAUCAGGAGGCUGAACUCUCUAAACAUCUUUGAGAUGCCAGCGAAAGGGCUGCCACAUUUACUGGUGUGACCAGGACUUUUGUGAAAUAAAAACAAAAAGAUCUUCCUGUUUCAAUGGUACCAAGAUGAACAGCUUUGGGUUUCAUUUCUGUUCCUAACCGCCUUUUCUCAGUGUGAUAUUUGACAAGAUUGCAGCUUGAAGUCUCACCAUGAAUUGAUUUUUUUUUUUUUUUUGGGUUUGUGUGUUUGUUUUGGGCCAAUUUUAGAUUCCGAGUGCACUUUUUUUUUUUUUUUUUUUCAGUUAGACCUAACUUUUACAGAAGAUAAACCAAGAGACAUAUCUGGUGUCAUAUGAUGCAAUAUGAAUUGUGUUUGCAAACCUUCCUCUCCACCCCACCACCCCCACUUGAGUACACCGCACAAAUAAAAUGCUAGGGAGUUUGAAUAAAACAAACAAUUUUUCUAACUGGUUGCUCAUUUGUUGUAACUCAAUAAAGCAAAGACUAAACA
Messenger RNA from Talpa occidentalis (Iberian mole), 4049 nucleotides. It is a transcript of the gene ZHX2, whose product is annotated as zinc fingers and homeoboxes 2. Gene Ontology annotation, cellular component: nucleus. Bases 318 to 2837 code for a protein of 839 amino acids. Gene Ontology annotation, molecular function: DNA-binding transcription factor activity, RNA polymerase II-specific; DNA binding. Gene Ontology annotation, biological process: regulation of transcription by RNA polymerase II. The record is from RefSeq and is a predicted model, not a curated record. The transcript has 4 exons. NCBI's taxonomy places the organism in Eukaryota, Metazoa, Chordata, Mammalia, Eulipotyphla, Talpidae.